AUGGCGGCGUUGGCGACGGCGGCAUUUCGCAGAUUCCGGGGUCGGCUGAUUCAGCAACUUGCAGAGCCCUCCCAGACAGGUCUCAGAUUUAGCCUUCGCCUCAUGGGCUCCUCUGCACAAGAUAAGGCCUCCAAGGCAUCUGCCAUUGAAGCCCCAGGCCACAGUUAUGAGUCUCUUCGGGUGACAUCUGUCCCAGGGAACAUUCUGCAUGUGCAGCUAAACAGGCCUGAGAAGAGGAAUGCCAUGAACAAGGCCUUCUGGAGUGAGAUGGUGGAGUGCUUCCAUAAGAUAGCGAAGGAUGCCGACUGUCGUGCCGUGGUGAUCUCUGGUGCAGGAAAAAUGUUCACUUCAGGUAUUGACCUCAUGGACGUAGCUUCAGUCCUCAUGCAGCGUGAGGGAGAGGAUGUGGCCCGCAUAAGCUGGUACUUACGGGACGUCAUCACCAGAUUCCAGGAGACUUUCAGUGUCAUUGAGAAGUGCUCCAAGCCCGUAAUCGCAGCCAUCCAUGGGGGCUGCAUCGGCGGAGGUGUGGACCUCAUCACUGCCUGUGACAUCCGGUACUGUGCCCAGGAUGCAUUCUUCCAGGUGAAGGAGGUGGACAUUGGCAUAGCGGCCGAUGUGGGGACACUGCAGCGACUGCCCCGGGUAAUAGGGAGCCAGAGCCUGGUCAACGAGCUGGUCUUCACUGCCCGCAAGAUGAUGGCUGACGAGGCCUUGAGCAGUGGGCUGGUGAGUCGAGUUUUCCCAGACAAGGAGGCUUUGCUUGACGCAGCCUUCGAACUAGCAGCUGAGAUUUCUAGCAAGAGCCCCGUGGCGGUACAGGGCACUAAAAUCAACCUGCUCUAUUCCCGUGACCAUUCAGUACCUGAGAGCCUCAACUUCAUGAGCUCCUGGAACAUGAGCAUGCUGCAAACCGAGGACAUCAUGAAGUCUAUCCAAGCAGUGAUGGAGAAGAAGAAACUGCAAAGUGUCACUUUCUCCAAGCUCUGA
Messenger RNA from Orycteropus afer afer, 990 nucleotides. RefSeq names its product enoyl-CoA hydratase 1 (gene ECH1). Gene Ontology annotation, molecular function: delta(3,5)-delta(2,4)-dienoyl-CoA isomerase activity. NCBI's taxonomy places the organism in Eukaryota, Metazoa, Chordata, Mammalia, Tubulidentata, Orycteropodidae. The transcript is spliced from 10 exons. The coding region runs from base 1 to 990 and encodes 329 amino acids. Gene Ontology annotation, cellular component: mitochondrion. The record is from RefSeq and is a predicted model, not a curated record.